Molecule: messenger RNA, 1494 nt
Organism: Macadamia integrifolia
Lineage: Eukaryota; Viridiplantae; Streptophyta; Magnoliopsida; Proteales; Proteaceae
Product: plant intracellular Ras-group-related LRR protein 6-like
Exons: 3
Coding region: 57-1103 (348 amino acids)
Molecular function (GO): protein binding
Source: RefSeq, a predicted model, not a curated record
UAUUAUAACCCUGCCUUCGUUCUGCUAUAUAUAUCUCUCUCUCUCUCUAAAGAAAAAUGAUGUAUUAUUGGCAGCAAGUGAGGAUGGAUGUAAGGAAGGCGGAGAGGAGUAGAUCCAUGAAAGAAGAUCAUCAGAAGCUGGAGAACGUCGAUCUUAGUGGCUUGUCUUUGGAUUCUUUACCAAAUUCUCCUCUCAACUUGGCCAUUAUAUGCACUUUAGAUCUCUCCAACAACAAUCUAGAGAACAUACCAGAGUCUUUGACGGCGAGAUUACUAAACGUGGUAACGUUGGACGUUCAUUCAAACCAGCUUAAAUCCCUGCCAAACUCCAUUGGCUGUCUAUCAAAGCUCAAGAUCCUCAACGUCUCUGGCAACCUUAUCGAAUCCCUCCCCAAAUCCAUUGAGAAUUGCAGGUCUCUAGAAGAAUUGAAUGCCAACUUCAACAAGUUAAAGAGACUUCCUGACACCAUUGGAUUUGAGCUGCUCAACCUUAAGAAACUCUCAGUCAACUCAAACAAGCUAACCUUUCUACCCAGUUCCAUCUCCCAUCUGACCUCCCUGCGUAUCUUAGACGCACGCCUUAACUGCCUAGGUUUCCUUCCAGAAGGAAUGGAGAAUCUAAUCAACCUCGAAAUCCUAAACGUGAGCCAAAAUUUCCAGUACCUUGACACACUACCAUACUCCAUAGGUCUUCUUUACUCUCUCCUUGAAUUAGACAUAAGUUAUAAUCAAAUCACAACAUUGCCUGAAUCGAUCGGAUGUCUCAAGAAUCUAAAGAAGCUCUCUGUUGAUGGUAAUCCCCUUGUUUCUCCUCCAAUGGAUAUUGUUAAGCGAGGAUUGGUUGUGGUGAAAGAGUACUUGAUGGAGAAGAUGAACCACAGCCCGAAGGGUCAGGUGAAGAAGAAGAGGUCAUGGCUAGGGAAGUUGGUGAGACACAAGACGUUUAGUGGCCAUAUGGCUGCAUCGACGGAAAAUCAAGAAGAGAUCAGGGACAAAUUCAUCAUGGAUCACUACCAAUCGAUCGAUGGUCUGACUUCUCCAAGACAUAUGGGGAUGUUUUCGCCUCGCCGUCUCUUUUCACCAAGGAGCUCUUGCAACCGUUGAUUGGAUGAUAGGUGGGGACUAGUGGGGAUAGUCCCCACCUAGGGAUCCACCAUCUAUGGGGAUAUGGGACUCAUAUUAUUGGACGGUGGAUCCCAUGUAGGGAUUUUCCCCACCUAGGGAUCCACUAUCCAUGGGGUAAGGUACCCACAUUCAUGGUUGGUGGAUUCCAAGUAGGGACCAUCCCAUGUGGGGGGAUUCCAGAUUUGUGGUCUGGUAAGAACUUUUUGUGUUUUUUGGAUCUAUAGUGAUGAAUCUGAUAUAGUCUGUUUUUAGUUGUUAAAGAUUUUUAAAGGAGUAUCUGCUCAUUGUCUAUGUAAAUAUGAACUUGUAUAUUUUGUCAGAACUUGGUGAAUGUUUUGUUGUUUGUACAUAGUUUAAUGGGAGUUUGGUA